UUAUAAAUGCACACGCUGACAUCACUGCAGCCAUCAGUGCAAGGACAGCUUCAUCAGCCUGCCUGGGAGGGAGGGCGCGAGGGAGGAGGCGAAGGAGGAGGAGGGCUGGUCCCUAGCUCUUCCUGUAACCACUGACGCCGAUUCCUCUGCAGGGGGAGGAAAAAAAAGGAAAGGGGAAAAAAAAAACCCAACCCAAAAACCCCCCCAAACCCCAACAGCCCCAGCAGCAGCGUCACUCAGGCAAAGCGUCCCCUGCCUGGUCUGCGUUGCCCGCUUCCAGCGCGGAGCCCGCUCACUCGGCCCCACCGCUCCUGCAUGACGGUCACCAAGAUGUCAUGGCGUCCACAAUAUCGCAGUUCAAAGUUUCGAAAUGUCUAUGGGAAAGUGGCGAACCGAGAGCAUUGCUUUGAUGGGAUUCCAAUUACCAAGAAUGUUCAUGACAACCACUUCUGUGCUGUUAAUGCCAAGUUCCUCGCCAUAGUAACGGAGAGUGCUGGCGGAGGGUCCUUUCUUGUCAUUCCACUGGAACAAACUGGUCGGAUUGAACCAAACUACCCAAAAGUCUGCGGUCACCAGGGCAACGUGCUUGACAUCAAGUGGAAUCCUUUUAUCGAAAACAUCAUAGCUUCUUGCUCAGAAGACACCUCGGUCCGGAUAUGGGAAAUCCCAGAGGGCGGCUUGAAGCGGAACAUGACGGAAGCUGUUCUAGAGCUCUAUGGUCACAGCCGACGGGUUGGCCUCGUUGAGUGGCACCCGACCACCAACAAUAUCUUGUUCAGUGCAGGAUACGACUAUAAGGUUCUGAUAUGGAACCUGGACAUUGGAGAGCCCGUGAAGAUGAUAGAUUGUCACACAGAUGUCAUCCUCUGCAUGUCCUUCAAUACCGAUGGCAGCCUGCUGUCUACCACCUGCAAAGACAAGAAGCUGCGAGUCAUUGAGCCGCGUUCGGGCAAAGUCCUUCAGGAAGCCAGCUGUAAGAACCAUCGUGUGAACCGGGUGGUCUUUCUAGGUAACGUGAAGCGACUUCUAACGACUGGAGUCUCAAGGUGGAAUACGAGGCAGAUUGCACUCUGGGAUCAGGAAGACCUGGCCAUGCCCCUCAUAGAGGAGGAGAUCGAUGGGCUGUCGGGGCUCUUGUUUCCUUUCUACGAUGCUGAUACACACAUGUUGUAUUUGGCUGGAAAGGGCGACGGGAACAUCCGAUACUAUGAAAUCAGCACAGAAAAGCCCUAUCUGAAUUAUCUCAUGGAGUUUCGCUCUCCUGCCCCACAAAAAGGACUGGGUGUGAUGCCAAAGCACGGGCUGGAUGUGUCUGCAUGUGAGGUGUUCAGAUUCUAUAAACUGGUUACCUUAAAGGGUCUGAUUGAGCCAAUCUCUAUGAUCGUGCCAAGGAGGUCAGAAACAUACCAAGAGGAUAUUUACCCGAUGACUCCAGGUAUAGAACCGGCCCUGACACCAGACGAAUGGCUGAGUGGAAUGAACAGAGAUCCCAUAUUGAUGUCGCUGAAGGAGGGCUAUAAGGCAUCCAAAGUUGUCUUUAAGGCACCAAUAAGAGAGAAAAAAAGUGUUGUUGUCAAUGGAAUAGAUUUGUUAGAAAACGUGCCGCCCAGGACAGAGAAUGAGCUCCUCAGAAUGUUCUUUCGACAACAAGACGAGAUCCGACGGUUGAAAGAUGAGCUUUCUCAGAAAGAGAUAAGAAUUCGACAACUACAGCUGGAGUUGAAAAACUUACGUAACAGCCCGAAGAAUAAUUAAUUAACCUCAAGGGACAUUUUAUAAAUAAACUUUCUUUGUUUAUACUUGCUCUUUUAUUUUACUGUAUCCACUUACACAGAAUAUGAGCCAGAAGUCAAAUGACCUGCCAAGAGUCCACAUGCUAACUGGAAAUAUGUCCUUGUAGUCUUAUCUAGCACUAAAAAGAAAGACCUGUACACUAUAACUGAAAAUAACUGCAUGAAAGGAAGCUGGGUAUGUAUUUAUAUCCCACCAUUUUUCAUGGAGUAAGUAGAAGAGCAAAGUAUUCUCUGUAUCAAAAGACUACGGAACUAACCAAUAGGGCACACCUUAAAUUUAACUUGAAAUGGAGAGAGAAAGAAAAGAGACUAUAGGGUGCCCUUAAGAAAGCAAUAUGGUUUAUUGCUAUUAACUUUUUCCUAUGCAAAGCCUGACAAAGAAUGCACACAGCCUACAAAACUGGAAUUUUAAUUCACUUAACUGUCACCUAAAAUACAGGGCUUAAUUCACAAAUGUUCUCUCCAGAUCCUCUUGCCCUGGCCUUUGUUUAAAGGAGGUUCAGGAAAACCUGCCCUUUGCCCUGGCACUUGUUGCAAAAGUUUCCUUUUCCGGGGAAAGGUGGCAAAAUUUGAAGUCAGUGUCUUAGAAAUUGGCCUGAUGGUCAAAUGUUCAAGUUCCUUGGUCAAUUGCUACCCUCCUACAAGACCUUACUUUGUCACUUUCUUAGGUGUAUCUGUAUGGAAACUAGUAACUCUCCUUAGCAGGAUGAGCACUGGUUGUACAUACGGUUUGUUUGUUUUAAACUAUCCUAGGUUUCCUAAAUGCAGUGGGUCUGUCUUCCCUGAUCUAACAGGGACCUUAGAGUCCUACUUCCUCCUGGAAACAUCGUGGUGGUAACACUGCCAUUUGCAUACCAUUAUGGCAAACAGCAAAGGAAUCUGCCAUUGCUCUCUUCCCAUAACUGUCUUGGAACACCCUCUUGCUCAGCAGUAAAUGUUGCCAAGUUAGUGGUAACCUCUCCUGUGGAACCCUGAUUCAAAGACAUUUGAUGUCUGGGAACUCUGGGUAUGUCAUCUGUGUGUCUGUUCUUCUGCAUAUCUGUUCCUUCCAAUAGAACUGCAGAGGGUUUAAGCUGCACAAUAAAUUAUAUAUACACAAUAUAUGUACACAAUGACAUUUUGUGAAUUAGGCCCAUAAUACAGGGAAAGACACCAAAAGACUGCUAGUUUACCUAUAUAUAUUUUCACUUAAAUCAAGUAGGACUAUCCCUAGCAGUGUCAGUGCAACAAGUUGUUUUCCCCCGUUACUUUACAUUGUGCUCUGCACCCAAUGCUUUGCCUCCCCUUACAUUAAAAGUGCUGUCAUUCGCUAUUAUUUAUGUUACCACAAAAGUGAUGAAAUAAAAUGUUUUCAAGAUACCAAA
This is a messenger RNA of Chelonia mydas (Green sea turtle), 3157 nucleotides long. RefSeq names its product coronin 2B (gene CORO2B). NCBI's taxonomy places the organism in Eukaryota, Metazoa, Chordata, Testudines, Cheloniidae. Bases 316 to 1755 code for a protein of 479 amino acids. The transcript is spliced from 12 exons. Gene Ontology annotation, molecular function: actin filament binding. Gene Ontology annotation, biological process: actin filament organization. The record is from RefSeq and is a predicted model, not a curated record.